AUGGCACUCUCUUAUGGGGUCAAUAAUGAAUACCAAAAAUCUGUGGUUGAAGAGGAAGAUGGCUCACAGAACACUAAUGGGCUCAGCAAUGAUUCAGCUUCAGCCAUAACCCGUUCUCCUCCUCUGUGUGGCAAUGGCAAUGGGUAUGUUUAUAAGGGCACAAAUUGCCAACUUGAAGAAGCUGAAUCUCUGAUUAAUUUCAAAGCCAAUGAGUGCAACAACCUCAUGCAAGGUAGUGAAUCUUUGCUUAGCUUUAACCAAAGUUGGCUGGUCUCCAAAGCGAGUAAUUUGCAUGAAGGUUAUAACCAAUGGAACCAUGUUAGUCCUAGAAGCACCACAGACAUGCGCCUAAUGCAUAAUUUUAGUUGCUUUGAAACUGCCAGUGGCUAUAGCUCCAUAUUCCAUAGUGCAAGAGAGAAACAACAUGCUGAAAGUUCAUCUGGGUGGCUAUUUUCUGAACCAAAUGUCCCUAGUGAUAGCCUACAUGAGUCAGUAGCACAAGAAUUGGUCUUGAGGAAGCGCUCUUCUAUGGGAGAGAACAUGCAAGCUGCCAAUGCGAAGAAGCCAUGCACUGUUGCAAGUAAAGCUGCAAAACCUAAGUCAAACCCAUCUAAGGAUCCUCAAAGUGUUGCUGCCAAGAAUAGAAGAGAGAGAAUAAGUGAGCGGCUUAAGAUACUACAAGAACUGGUACCCAACGGCUCCAAGGUUGAUUUGGUUACCAUGUUGGAGAAAGCAAUUAGUUAUGUGAAGUUUCUGCAGUUGCAAGUGAAGGUGUUGGCAGCUGAUGAAUUUUGGCCUGUCCAAGGUGGAAAAGCUCCUGACAUUUCUCAAGUAAGACAAGCCAUUGAUGUCAUUCUUUCAUCGCAAAGAUGA
Molecule: messenger RNA, 873 nt
Organism: Abrus precatorius (Indian licorice)
Lineage: Eukaryota; Viridiplantae; Streptophyta; Magnoliopsida; Fabales; Fabaceae
Product: putative transcription factor bHLH086
Exons: 5
Coding region: 1-873 (290 amino acids)
Biological process (GO): regulation of DNA-templated transcription
Molecular function (GO): protein dimerization activity; DNA-binding transcription factor activity
Source: RefSeq, a predicted model, not a curated record